Molecule: messenger RNA, 5661 nt
Organism: Peronospora matthiolae
Lineage: Eukaryota; Oomycota; Peronosporomycetes; Peronosporales; Peronosporaceae
Source: the annotation of a GenBank genome assembly
AUGGGUCGAAUCUCUGGAGUCGAAUCCAGUGCAUCAUGCACUUACAACAUCUACACGUUACGGAGUGCCCUCCCAGACGUGGGAGCGGCCCACGACACUACGAUUGAUGCUGCUGGGCCCGGCAGGGCGGCAAGCAUGCUGCCCGACCGGGUCCAGCAUGGACAUCUACAGAGCAUCGGCUCCCCGGGUGCCCACAGGCACCCCACGGGUCCAGACGCGUGCGCGACGGGUCCCCCCGCCCUCCCGCUCGCUCCGGAAGCCCCCGCCGCCGCUCGAGACCCCGCGAUUGUUGCUCCUCCACCCGGCAGAGCGGCACGCAUGCUGCCUGACCGGGUGCAGCUCGGGUCCGCGCUCGUAGCCGCAACGGCUCGCGCAAUGGGAGCCUUCCAAGGCCCCAGCGACCCAGAGGAUAGCGAAAGCAGCGACGGCGGGGCCCCCGACGACGACACUGCCUCCUCGAUGGACGACGACGCUGCCACCUCCUCAAGUGAUGACGACCGGCUCGGGCAUGUAGCUACGGAGCUGCCUGCCCGAGCUGGAUACACUGCAGUGGCCGCGGCCGCUCCCGCGGACCUGUACGCUACCAUCAGCGAGGCCGUGUCCACUGCAGCAAUUGUUUAUGAUGUUGUUGAUGUCUCACGUACCUGUGACGACCGGCUCGGCAGGCAGACUCCCAUACUGCCUGACCGAGUCGGGUGUGACGCCCCGAUGCCUUGCGGCGACGAGCCGUCCGCUGUUGCUGGGCCCUGUCCCCAUGAUGAUGACUGCACACCCGGCAGGGCGGGUAGCAUGCUGCCCGUGGGUGCUGCACAGGCUCCUGCCACGACCGCAGCCGUCCCCAUGGAGGUGGAUCAGGGCGCGACGUGGCAGGCAGCAAGCCUCACUCCGCCGUCUCCUCCUCUCGUGCUCCGCCUCAACGGCAAGCGUCGCCGCUUGAACGACGAGGAUGACGGGGAGGAACGCGAGCAAGCCGAGCAACUGCUGCUCGAGGACAUUGAGGCCGGCCCCAUGAACUCAGCGCUUAGGCCAUCCGCGGCCAGCGCACUUCCGGCCUCCGUCCUGUCCGUGUAUGCCCACAACGCGCCGCACUUCAUGUGCACGCUAUGUGCAUAUACGGCGUCAAGCUUUGCUUCGCUCAAGCGCCACCGGGACUCAAGGCAUCGCCGCAUCGCCUUCCUCGACCGGUUCUCGGCAGGUUGUGCGUGCGGCACACCUUUCGUGUCGAGGCUGGCUGCAGCUAACCACGCGCAAGCGUGCGCCAGUCUCCGCGACACUUCGGCUGCGACCGCAUCAGCAGCCGGGGACAUCAGCCCCACUGCUGGUGCAGUUAAUGCCACCGCUACGGUGGCCGACACCGAACCCGUGCUGCCCCGCCAAGACCCUCCGGUGCUCACUGUGUCCCCCCCACAGUCGAGCACCACUCAUGACAGAUCAACAGAGUCAAGAUGGAGCCCCCCGCUCCCAAGGCAGCUGGUUGCUUAUCGCGUUGCGUCCCGCCUCUCCGAGGCUCCCGCCCCACGUUGGGGUCCACCACUGCCUCGCAGCGUGGUGGUGUCAAGGAUUGCCGACCGUCUCCUCCCGCCAGAGUUAACGGAGGAGGAGGAGACCAAGGCUGGUGACAGCGACGACGAGGACGUCAACGACGACCCAGACAUGGACGGCGAGUGGCUGCUGCGCUUUGACGGUGCCUGCCGGGCAAACCCUGGGCCUGGCGGCGCCGGCGCUGCGCUAUUCAAGCCCAGCGGCCCCGUAGUGUGGACGUGUUCCCACUACAUGCCGAGCAGCGGCGAAACCAACAACACGGCCAAGUACACCGCGCUGCUGCUCGGCACACGGGCUGCCGCCGACCACGGUGUCACGCGCCUGCGGAUCGAGGGUGACAGCACUCUUGUCAUCCAGCAGGUGCGUGGCAUCUUCGCCACACGCAACAAGCGCCUGAGGCAACUGCGCAUUGCGGUCAAGGCGGAGCUGGCGCGGAUGGAGCGGGCCACGCUCCAUUCCAUCUACAGGCAGGCGAAUGGUCAUGCCGACCGCCUCGCCAAUGCCGCUCUUGACCGCCGCACGACCACGUUGGAGUGUGGGGUGCAUACCGAUGGACAUGGAUGCACCUCCACCUCCACGACGGCCCCUGCACCCGCAGCUGCACCUCCGCCUGCCACACCGCAUGUCGCGAUGGGCACUGAUGACCCCCCAAGCCCCGCAGAUGAUGAUGACAUGGGGGACAUCGAUGAUGGCGAGGUGUAUGCAGCGAUGAGUGUAGGGCCUGAUGCAGUGCCUCAGCGCCGGUCGCAACUGCGCCUACGGCAGCUGGACGAAGACGAGGAAGAGGCUGCGGGCAAGUUGGUGGAGCGGCUAGCAGCGAAGCUAGCUGCCAAGAUAACGGACGCUGAUGACUGGGAGAAGGCGGAGGGCUACAUCACAGCCCUCCCGUAUGCGCUGUACGAUCAACUGCAGCCUUACUCCCGGUCACAGCACCCCGCCCAACCUCACUCCCAGCGCCCGCAGCUGCACUAUCCAGACGUGCGUCCUGCCAGGCGACCGGAGCCACACCAAGGUCCGGCGCAGGCCGUGACGCCAGACGGUCAGCGCCAAGGUGGCAGCCGUUCACGUCGUCGCCGUGGUCACUCCGGUGGUGGCAUGGGGCGCCGGCGCACACGUCCGCCCCGUGUGACACGUCAUCACCGUGAGCACCGGCUUGACGAGGCUCUGGACGCCAUGCAUGCUGUCCAGCGUGGCGAGCCGGGCAACCGCAAGGUUGUGGCCAAGGCACGUCGUCGUGUGGGGAGGAUCCACUCAUCCGUUUCGCAGCAACGCCUCCGCCACCUCUUCGAGACUUCGGAGAAGGUGUGUGUUGAGAGCAUCCUGGCGACGGCUCGGUCCAAGCGCGAGGCAGACGAUGCUGCGGCUACGCCAGCCAGCGCCUCUGCGCCUCCGCCGGACUGUGUGGACGUGGAGGAAGGCACCUGCCCCAUUCCAUGGGAGAGCCUGCACCGGUUCUUUACCGAGGUGAACUCCCCGGUGGGUGCAUUCGACCCUAUGGCGCCAGUUGGAGCCUCGUUCCGCGCGGCCAUGGACCGCUUGCCUCCAGCGACAGUUGACAUGGCGCUGCUCACGGAUGGGCCGUCUUCGCAUGAGAUCGAGGACCAAGUGCAGCGUGCGCGUGGCAGUUCCAGCCCUGGCUUGGACGGUGUCGGCUAUGACAUCUUCAAGCUGUUCACGGCCCAGCUUCUGCCCGCCCUGCAUGCGGCGUUCGCGCGCUGCUGGCAGUCCAAGCGUGUGCCGCAGAGCUGGAAGGUUGGCGUGGUGCGCCUGCUGCACAAGAAGGGCGAUCGGCUCGACCCAUCCAAUUGGCGGCCGAUCUGCUUGCAGCAGGCCAUCUACAAGUUGUACGCCGGCGUCUUGUCGCGUCGCUUUACGCGCUGGCUCGACGUCAACGGUCGCCAUGCCGACGCGCAGAAGGGCUUUCGAGCCAUGAACGGCUGCGGGGAACACAACUUUCUCGCAGCCAUGCUCGUCGACCAAGCCCGCCGCAAGCAUCAAGAGUUGCAUGUCGUGUGGUACGACUUUGCCAACGCUUUUGGUAGCGUGCCACACGACUUGCUAUGGGAAGCGCUACAACGGCAGGGUGUUCCGCCCGAGUUUGUCGCUUGUUGCCGUGGUCUAUACGCAGACGCAGCGUUUACAAUUGGUAACGCUGUGGAUGGGACCACGGCACCGAUCGCGUUGAAGGUGGGGGUGUUUCAAGGCUGCCCACUCAGCCCCCAUCUCUUCACCGCCGCGAUCGCCCCGCUGCUUCACGCGCUCAAGUCGCUGCCGGACACUGGAGUGAAGAUGUCCUGCGACGACCGUCCCGGUGCUGCUGCUUACGCAGACGACUUGAAGACAUUCAGCAGCACCGUGGACGGUAUCCAGCGUCAACACUCGGUGGUGCACGACUUCCUACGCUGGACUGGCAUGAAAGCUAACUCGCUGAAGUGCAGCACCAUGUCAGUCCAGCGAGAUGUGCGUGGUCUCCACCAGACCAGCGACCUCGGGCUGCAGCUGAACGGCACCCCGAUCCCCGCGCUCAGCGCCUCCGACUCUUACCAGUACUUGGGGAUCGGGGAUGGCUUCGACCAUGUGCGCCGUCGCGUCGAGCUGGGCCCAGCUAUCGCCCAGCUCAAGCAUGAUGCGACGGCACUGCUGCAGUCCGGGCUGGCGCCGUGGCAGGUGGUCAAGGCGGUCAAGGUGUACUUUACCCGCGCGUCGAGUACGCCCUCCGGCACUUGCGACCGUUCGCACAGCAGCUGGAGGGCUUCGAUCGCCACAUUGUUCACGGUCUCCGCCACCUGCUGCGGCUGCCGACUAGCGCUACGACAGCGUUUCUUUACGCUCCUGUUUCUCGUGGAGAUGUUGCACUCUUCUGACCCUGCCACCCAGCGCAUUGCCCGCCAGCAGCUCCGUCAAAUUGCAGAGGCCCGCUACAAGUUGGAUGUCGUGCUGUGGAAGGACCGUGAGGAGGAGCUGGGCGAGCUCCUUCUCAACAGUAAGCUGGGGACGUCGGACCCAGCGCCGCCCAAGCGACGGAAUGCGGACAUUGGGUCGCUGUGGUUCGACGUCCGAGGUCACCUUCACCGCUUUGGCCUCAAGUUUGAGAUGGCGCCAGCGGUGGAGGAGACGGGGACGCCGGCCAAGAGGUUGCAGCUUCGCGUGCCCCACCACGACGGUUGGUUGGACCAUCGGGAUGUCCUUCGGCACGUGAAGCUGCACCUCAAGAACAAGCACUGGAAGCGAUGGGCCGCGAUGAAGGACCAAGGGAAGGCUGCUCGCACCUUUGGUGGUGCUGGCAGCGCCUUCCUCUCGCGGCCCCGUGGCCUCUGGGAGAGCGACUACCGCUUUGCGGUGGGUGGUCGUCUCAACCAGCUGGAUACCCACAGUGUCUUGAAGCGCCGGCGUCUUCGGACGCACGACAAGUGUCGAUUCCCUGGCUGCUCAAGGACCGAGACGCUGGCACAUGUGUUGAAUCACUGUGCCGGCACCAUGGAUGCAGUCCGCACCCGCCACGACGACGCUCUGACGAUCAUUGAGCGGGCGAUAGCGUCGUCGGCGGGUGAUCGGAAGGAAAGGGUUGAGCUGAGGGUUAACCAAACCGUACCCUCGCUCCCCAGACCUGCUCUGCGGCCGGACUUGCAGGUCUACAACCACACCACACGUUCGGUGUCGGUUGUAGAUCUGGCUGUGGCCUUUGAAGACCAAGCUACAGACGACCCGAGGACGUCGUCGCUCGCGCGGAUUGCUGCGCUUAAGCGCGCCAAGUACGACUGCGUCAAGCGACACCUAGAGCGUCAAGGCUGGACGGUUCACCUUUCGGCGCUCGUCUAUGGUUCGCUUGGUGCAGUCGCCGGUGGUAACCUUGCGGUUUACACCGAGCAACUUGGCGUGCUGAAGCGCGAUGCGAAGCGGCUGGACAGGCACCUUUCUGCUGAGUGCAUUAAGUCCAGCCGCCGCAUCUGGAAUCUACAUUGCAGCCAACACCGCGCGAGGCAGCAGGGCCAAGGUGACGUUCAAGGUUCAAGUCGAGACCAAGUUCACGGACGAAGACAUGGACGCUCAAGACGAGAUGCAAGGGGCAGUCGGGUGACGGAGACCGGGGGGACUCCGUCACAUCAAGGCCACCGCUAG